AUGGCCGAUGCGCGUCCAUCCUACAAGUCCUGGAAAAAGAAGUACCGGAAGAUGCGCAUCCAAUUCGAUGUCCAUCUGGAGCAGAGUGAGGAGUUGCACAAGCUUGAGCAGAAGGCCAUCCGCACCAUGAAGCGUCUGGCUGUUGAAAAUGACCGUCUCAUGGACAUGUUACUCGACAUCAACGACUCCCCACAAAUACCCUUUGAGCGUCGCAUCGACAUCAGCGCGCACGAGCCUGCCUCCGAAAACGAAGCCGAUGAUACUCAGAAGCCUGCCAAAUCCCUCCGGAAACUCCAGCAGACGGUACCACACAGAUCAUUUGCGGCUACCGUGCAGGUCUUCCCGAGCGUUCAGGAGGAAUUGGCACCAAAGAACCGCGACACAGAGCCAACAGCGUUCCUGACAGCCGACGACAUCGACAACUAUCUCUACGAGAUUGAUCUGCGACUUGGCUUGAAACCACAGCCGUCGCUCGCGCCGAACGCACACGGUGCUGCGGGUAGUACAGCUGCACACAACUACGCGCUGCGCAACCCUACAAGUGUCUACAACUGGCUCAGAAAGCAUGCACCUAAGACGUUCUUGCAAGACAUGGAGAAGGAUGACAAUGAAAAGGGGGAGAAGGUGGACGGCAGGAAACGCAAGAACGCCGCAGGCGAGGGCAAGCGGCGCUCCACAAUGUCCAAGAAGGACAAGGAGCGACUACGUGCUGCUGAGGGAGGAUGGGAUGAAGAUGGCUCCCACGACGGUCAGAGCACGAAGGGCAAGCGGAAGCGUGAUGAUGACCCUGGGUACCGGCCUAAAGGUGGAAACAGUCGGCCGGUCAAGAAGCGCAAAAGCGGUAGUGUCGGUGGCCGAAAGUCGAUGGGGGACCGGUGA
This is a messenger RNA of Microdochium trichocladiopsis, 879 nucleotides long. RefSeq names its product IEC3 subunit of the Ino80 complex, chromatin re-modelling-domain-containing protein. Gene Ontology annotation, biological process: chromatin remodeling. The transcript has 2 exons. Bases 1 to 879 code for a protein of 292 amino acids. NCBI's taxonomy places the organism in Eukaryota, Fungi, Ascomycota, Sordariomycetes, Xylariales, Microdochiaceae. Gene Ontology annotation, cellular component: Ino80 complex; nucleus. The record is from RefSeq and is a predicted model, not a curated record.